CAUUUGCAUGACACGCUAUUUUAUUGCUGUAAAUCGAAAUUUAUCAUUAACUCACGUACAGAUUGUUUGUUUUUGAAAUUUAUUAUUUUGUUUUGAUGUAGAGAACACGUGUACUUUUCUACGUCACAAAAUUAUUUAAUGUCUGUUUAGAUGGAUUAUUAACGACGAUUAUUAUUUUUCACGUAUUUCAAUAUGGACGACCAAUAAAAUAUAUACGAAUGCUACUUAAAUAAUAUGUACCGAUACGUGUAUAAUAAAUAGUUUUAUGUGGUUACGACGUUUAGAUUAAAAAUAAUGACGAUUUAAAUUUUUUUUUUUACAAAUAAAUACGAUGCUGUGUGUUUUAAACACGUUCUACCGUCACUUCGACGCCAUGUUUGAAAUGGCAAAUGUGCCUACAACGUGCGUUGACGCUAUUUCUGCUUGCCUGAUCCAAGAGAAUAUCACGUGUAAAAUAAUUGAUGACAUUGCGUUUCCAUUCUUCACAGCGAUUAUCAGUUAUGUGAUUAGCAUGCGGAGAUAAUGGCGAAAGCGUGCUUCCUUUCCAAACAUGGCGUCGAAAUGAUGGAGGAACAAAUUAUUUCCGAAUUUAAAAUAAAAGCUUUGGAUUAUCAUCCAGAUAAAAAUCCAGAUGAUCCAAAUUCAGUCGAGCGAUUUCAAAGAUUGCAACGAGCCAAAGAAAUUUUAACAGAGCCUACGACAAGGAAACAAUAUGACAUGUGGAAAAGAAGUGGGCUGACGAUACCUUUCGAUCAAUGGCGAAAUUUGAGUAAAGAUAAUCAUUGUUCAAUGCACUGGGCUUGCAAGAAACAGAAAGACUUGAUGCUGGAUCAUAAAUGUGAUUCUGAAAGUAAAUUAGCUGAUAAAAAAUCUUAUGCUGACCAACAGAAAUCUACAUUUUCAAUACUGCAGACAGAAAACAUUACCUGGGAGAGAGAACCUGGAAAUGAAGUUUUGCAGAAGUUUCGAAAUUAUCAGAUCUGAAUGAGUCCAAACAUGGAACUUCGACGGGGUCACAACGUAGCCAUCCAAGUUUCGUCUGUCGGAUGUUUAGUAAUGCAUUUAAAUUUUUGUUGUAAAAAUCUCAUAUUCCCUCUCCAAAUCUAUGUAUAAAUAUUAAAAUGUUACAUUGCAAAAAAUUAUAUACAUAUCCAUGACAUAAAUAUUUGAAAUAUAUUUGUACAUUUAACUAAAUUCAUGAGCAGAAAAUCUUGAGAACACAAUUUAUAUAUUGAUUAUACAAAAUUUUAAAUCUAUAUCAAAGCAUAAAUGGAUUCAUUAUACUCUGGCAGGACCAGAAAUGACGUGUAAAAUUUUAGAAAGUACAAACCCUUUAUAAAUUAAUAUAAAAUUAAAAUUUUUAACUUGUUAUUGUAAUUUAUUAUUUCCAGCAUUAGUAGUUAUGCUUAUUUUAUUCAUUUCUAUGUCAAUU
Centruroides sculpturatus (bark scorpion) is the source of this 1432-nucleotide messenger RNA. RefSeq names its product dnaJ homolog subfamily C member 12-like. The transcript has 5 exons. Bases 523 to 984 code for a protein of 153 amino acids. Gene Ontology annotation, cellular component: cytoplasm. NCBI's taxonomy places the organism in Eukaryota, Metazoa, Arthropoda, Arachnida, Scorpiones, Buthidae. The record is from RefSeq and is a predicted model, not a curated record.